Papaver somniferum (opium poppy) is the source of this 967-nucleotide messenger RNA. RefSeq lists its product as uncharacterized. Lineage: Eukaryota; Viridiplantae; Streptophyta; Magnoliopsida; Ranunculales; Papaveraceae. The transcript has 5 exons. Bases 67 to 678 code for a protein of 203 amino acids. The record is from RefSeq and is a predicted model, not a curated record.
UCCUAGAGGGGAGAGAGACAAGAAAGUAGACCACAGAAACGAAGAAACAAAAAAAAAAACACAGUAAUGGCUUGCAAAGCAGUUUUAAGGUCUGUUGUAUUAAAAGAGAGAUGGAUGAAUUCAUUUCAUCUCAUUCCAACUAAUAUUUCCCUUUCUACUACUUUCACUAACUUCGGGGGUUGUAAAGUUAGGGUUAGGGUUCGUGAUUUUCAUACGCGGUUUCCUUUAUAUUGUUCUUCUAAUAAUCCUGAAACCCCUUCUUCUUCCUCACAAGAUGAUAUAGACCCACCUCAAGAAGCUGUUCUUAAAGCUAUCUCAGAAGUAUCAAAAACAGAAGGAAGGAUUGGACAGACGACGAAUGUUGUCAUUGGCGGGACAGUUACGGAUGAUUCUACAAAUGAAUGGGUUGCUCUGGAUCAGAAGGUAAAUACAUAUCCCACAUUCCGAGGUUUUACCGCGAUAGGAACUGGAGGUGAAGAUUUUGUGCAUGCAAUGGUUGUUGCUGUUGAAUCUGUUCUUCAAGAGCCAAUCCCAGAGGGCGUUGUGAAGCAGAAAAUAUCUUCGGGGGGUAAAUAUGUGUCUGUAAACAUCGGGCCUGUUCACGUGAUCUCUAGCGAACAGGUUCAAGCUGUAUACAAUGCGAUGAAGAGAGAUGUACGGAUGAAAUAUUUUUUGUAGAUAGAUACUUGUAUCAAAGGCGGUUCCUAGAAGCAUGUUACUUGUCUAUUUUCUGUUUUGUCUCUGUAGAUUGAGCUGUUUAGCCAUUCUAUCAAUUUUUGUUACAUUGAUAUAAAGCCUUGAAAAAACAUGGUUGAAAUUGAUCAGCUGUCACUAAGCUUGAUCGUCCAAUCAUAAUUACUAAGAUGGUUCAUUGGGAAGCUAGUGGACUUGUUUCGAAACUUAAUUUGCUCCAUGCUAUUACUGUCUUCCUGCUACAUAUUGAAACUUAUGCACGGAAUGAUGGAAA